Aureobasidium uvarum is the source of this 1572-nucleotide messenger RNA. The record is from the annotation of a GenBank genome assembly. Lineage: Eukaryota; Fungi; Ascomycota; Dothideomycetes; Dothideales; Saccotheciaceae.
AUGGACCCGAACACGCAAAAGACGACAAUCCACCCUCCUCCUGCAGAGUCUCUCGAUGCCAAAUCUCGCAAAGUCUACGAGGAAAAGAGCUUCGUCUUUGACAAGUCCUUCUACUCUCACGACGAGUCAAUGCCCCACUUUGCCCACCAGCAAGAUGUCUACGCCUCGUUUGGCGAGGACUUUCUGGACCACAACUUCGACGGCUACCACACUUGUAUCUUCGCGUACGGCCAGACUGGUUCUGGAAAGUCAUACACCAUGAUGGGCACCAAGGACCAGCCCGGUCUCAUCNNCCCCCGGACAUGCGAAAAUCUGUUCCAGCGCAUCGACCAAGAGCAGAACGGAAACAUCACCUACAACGUCCACGUCUCCUACUUUGAAAUCUACAACGAGCACGUCCGCGAUCUUCUCACUCCCCGCACCAACCCGCCCACACAUCUGAAGAUCCGCGAGAGCAAGUCGGACGGAGUUUAUGUCCAGAACUUGACCGACAGCCCUGUCAAGACCUUUGGCGAUAUUCAGCGCCUCAUGCACAUGGGUGAUUUAAACCGAACAGUUGCUGCUACCAAGAUGAACGACACGUCAUCGCGCUCGCAUGCCGUCUUCACUCUCACACUCAAACAGAUCCAACACGACAUUGCCACUGAUAACACCAUUGAGCGCACUGCUCGAAUGCGUCUUGUCGAUCUGGCUGGUUCCGAACGAGCAAACAGAACUGAAGCAACCGGUCAGCGACUACGCGAAGGCGGAAACAUCAAUCAAUCCCUCACCACUCUUGGACGCGUUAUCGCCGCUCUCGCAGACCCCAAACGUCAACGACCCAGCCGCUCAAACCAGACCAAGCGUCGUUCGGACGUGGUACCCUAUCGUGAUUCGGUGCUAACGUGGCUGUUGAAAGACAGCCUGGGCGGCAACUCCAAGACAGCCAUGGUCGCCUGUAUCUCUCCCACCGACUACGAAGAAACCCUGUCCACGCUCCGCUACGCCGACCAAGCCAAACGCAUCCGCACUCGUGCAACUGUCAAUCAAGACGCCGUGUCUGCCGCCGAACGCGAUGCUCAGAUCAAAGAGAUGGCAGAGACCAUUCGCCUCCUCCAACUAUCCGUCAACGCAUCAACCACUCGCAAACGCGACGAAGUUGAUCGUGCAGGUCAAGAGCUAGAAGACUACCAACGCCAAGUUACAAAGAUGCAACGAGCAAUGGAAGAGUCCCGCGCUGUCGCCGACGUAAAGAUCCGCGCUUUGAACCAAGAAUUGGAAGAUCUUCGCCCCUUGAACAACAAGUUGAAGGUGGAAGUCGAAACUUUGCGCAGACAUCUUGCUCUUGCCAUUGGCGAAUUGAAGAAUCCUAUCGUUCUGCCACCUGCAGAGGAAGAUAAAGGCUGCGACAUUCAAGAGAUUGAGGUCUACAGUGAUGAGGACGAGGAAGAGGAAGAAGAGAGUGACGAUGAGGGAUACUCGUCGCAGCAUGCAGAGUGGCAAGCCGAUAUUGACGAGUUGAUGAAGGAUCUUGGCAUGUUCAAGAGAAAGGUCGCCGAUGACCGCAGUCGCUUCACCAUGCCUUUUGCUUGA